AUGGCGACUACUUCAAUGGAUUACGAGGCCGCCAACGGCGACCGUUACGAUGACGAGGCUCCUCGUUAUGAGCGUGACAACAGAAGCGCUUCUCCCCGUCCUGCGCGCGACGACACUGGCAGCCGUCGCCGCUCCAUGUCGCCGCCUGGCCUUCCUGACGUCAACAUCAAAGAUGCACCCGCUCCCAAGGAGGAUGACGAUGGUGCCAUUAACCCCGGCUCCAACCUCUUUGUCACCGGAAUCCACCCUCGCCUGUCCGAGGCAGAGGUCUCCAAGAUGUUUGAGAAGUAUGGUGAGGUGGAGAAGUGCCAAAUCAUGCGAGACCCUCACACCAAGGAAUCUCGUGGAUUCGGAUUCGUCAAGAUGGUCACCUCUGAACAAGCUGAGGCUGCCAAGGAAGGUCUCCAGGGCGAAGUGAUUGAAGGCCGUACCAUGAGCAUUGAGAAGGCCCGUCGUGCUCGCCCUCGUACUCCCACACCGGGCAAGUACUUCGGUCCUCCCAAGAGAGACCCUCGCGCUCGCUUCGAUGAACGCCGACGUGGCGGCUAUGGCGGCGGUGGUUAUUCUCGCGAUGACUACCGAUACCGUGGCAAUGAGAGAGGUUACGACCGCAACUAUGAACGCGGAUACGAGCGACGAUAUGAUGAGCGCAGCGGCGGUGCUUACGAUCGCAACUACCGAGACCGAUAUGAUGAGCGCGGUUACGGAGGAAGAGACUCUGAGCGCAACUACGACCGCAACUAUGACCGCAACUACGAGCGCCGUGAGCGCGGCGCCGGUGGCGGCGGCGGCGGCGGCGACGACAACUAUGGUCGCGAGCGCUACCGUGAGGACCGUGGAGAGCGCGGCGACCGCGGUGACCGCUACGGCGCCCGUGGUGGCAACAGCAGCGGCGGAUAUGACCGCGAUCGAUACGAGCGUACUGGUGACCGAGACGCUGGCCGAUCCCGAGAGCCAGCCGCCAGCAGUGGCCCAGCAUACGGCGAGCCUGCCUCACGACCUGAGGCACGUCCCGAGUCGGCUAUGCACUGA
Molecule: messenger RNA, 1032 nt
Organism: Trichoderma breve
Lineage: Eukaryota; Fungi; Ascomycota; Sordariomycetes; Hypocreales; Hypocreaceae
Product: RNA recognition motif domain-containing protein
Exons: 5
Coding region: 1-1032 (343 amino acids)
Biological process (GO): positive regulation of mRNA splicing, via spliceosome
Cellular component (GO): spliceosomal complex
Molecular function (GO): RNA binding
Source: RefSeq, a predicted model, not a curated record